This is a messenger RNA of Culex quinquefasciatus (southern house mosquito), 1438 nucleotides long. RefSeq lists its product as uncharacterized. The transcript has 5 exons. The record is from RefSeq and is a predicted model, not a curated record. The coding region runs from base 165 to 1424 and encodes 419 amino acids. Lineage: Eukaryota; Metazoa; Arthropoda; Insecta; Diptera; Culicidae.
UAACCGACCACAUACGAAGUACCGUUCAGUAUUCGGUUUGUCUCCAGCGUUAGAGGGACGUGUGUCGCGUGUCAGGUCUAGCGUUAUUUGCGUACCUGCCCAUCACCUGUUGACGCGCGUCGCGUAAUUCCGGUUUUAUCGAGAGUUUCGGAACUCCUCCAAGCAUGGCGUUCAACAAAGAUGAAAUGCACGCACCGACCUGGAUGGACCAGGCCUUCUUCGAGAAGGUCCUGAAACACUCGGAGAACGACUCGACGGUGACCGUUGGCGCGUUGAAGAUCGUUCCCGGAUCCAAGGUGGGGGAACAUUACGCCAGCAUCAUCUUCCGGGCAGCGGUUAGCUACCGGAGCCGUGGAAAGGACCUCGAAACUUCGCUCAUCGUGAAGACCAUUCCGGCCGAGGAGGGUAUGAAGAAGGAGUUCCUGAAGAACGGGGCGCUUUUUGAGACGGAAACGCUCAUGUACAACACUGUCGUGCCGGAGAUGUAUCGGCUGUUGAAGGCCGCCGGAGAUGACACCGAGCUGGGACCGAGGCUCCUCUACAGCUCCAGCGAUCCGCACUGGGUGAUGGUUUUCAGUGACCUUGCCGUGCGUGGUUACACCGUCAAAUCUGGCCAGAUGGACCUGGAAGAGUCCAAGAUGCUGUACGCCAAGUUGGCCAGAUGGCACGCCGCUUCCACUUAUCUCGCCGACUCGCUGCCCGUCAUGAAAACUCUGGACAAAGGUCUCGGAAACAUGGACAUUAAGGAAUUCAAGCCCAUGUGGACGAGCUACAUCAUCACGCUGUCUGAGGUGUGUCGGGAAUGGCCCGGCUACGAAAGCUACGGCGAUCGGCUGGAGCAAAUUAGUGAGGCAAUUUUCGAUAAAUUAAAGAAUGUCUACACUCUGGACGAAUCGACGAGGUACCACGUGCUGAACCACGGAGAUUUGCAUUCUAAAAAUUGCAUGUACCAAAUUGUGGAAGGAAAAACCGAAGAUAUUUUAUUGCUCGACUACCAAAUCAGCAUGUGGGGAUCUCCGGCUGUGGACUUGAUUUACUCGAUGUACAACUCAGUCAGCUAUGAAACCCGAAACAGUCACCGUGAUGAGCUGAUCAAGUUCUACUAUGACGAAUUUGUGGCCACAUUAAACAGAUUUGGCUAUCUGAAAAAGAUUCCAACCCUCGUCGACCUACACGUGGAAAUUACAAAAUGUGGCCAUUUGGAAACCUUCCUCAUUUGCACCUUCCUGCCGUUCAUGAUGCUGACGAUGGAGGAACUGAUGCCACAGCCGCCGCCAAAUGCGGAGGAGGGCGUCGAGUUUGACUUUGCCGAUGCGGAUAAGAUGAAGGAGAUGAUCAGACACUGCAUGACGCAUCCAAAGUGUGAAACGGCCUUGAAGAAGUAUUUGCCCAUGCUGCUGCACAAGGGUUUGCUCGAUGUUUAAAGAAGUAUUAAAUU